GGGAGGAAUUUAAGGUGCCGGGCGGGGAACCUUUGCCUGUCAGGUCACAGCCAUGUCGUUCUGCAGCUUCUUCGGAGGCGAGGUUUUCCAGAAUCACUUCGAGCCAGGUAUCUAUGUGUGUGCCAAGUGUGGCUAUGAGUUGUUCUCCAGUCGCUCCAAGUAUGCGCACUCAUCCCCGUGGCCAGCAUUCACGGAGACCAUCCAUGCAGACAGUGUGACCAAGAACCCUGAGAAGAACCGACCGGGAGCUUUAAAGGUGUCCUGUGGCAAGUGUGGCAAUGGGUUGGGCCACGAGUUCCUGAAUGAUGGCCCCAAGCAUGGACAAUCCCGAUUCUGAAUAUUUAGCAGCUCACUGAAGUUCAUCCCUAAAGGAAAAGAAGCCCCUGCCUCCCAGGGGCACUAGGAGAUUUGAAUGGGACCGUCCUCACCAACCGCUUCAGCCUUGGUCACUGCAUGAUCUGCUCUGGUUAAAUCCUUCUAUGCCAGCCAGGGUGGUGAUGAUCUGUGACCUCGGAGAAGGAUUGCAGGUUGAUGCCAUGGACUCUUGGACCCUUGUCUUCUGGCAGAGAAAACAGAGCUCUGUUUCACAAUCUGUGGCUUCAUCUUGCCUCACUCAGGCUUGGGAAAGAGAUGGUUGCCCCAUUACCUGACUGAUGUAUUGGGGCCCUGCUCUCUCCACUCUCCCCAGUUUUACUGCAGGGGUGUCCCUCCCAGGAGAAAGCCACUGCACCUUGCUGCAUGUGCUUGGAAGCUCUUGAUGUCUGGGAGGGUGAUGCUGAAGCCCACCCCACCUUGAUUAUUCUCUGGACUGAUCAAAUGGAAAUCAAUAAAUAGCCUGGGCUUGUUGCCACA
Molecule: messenger RNA, 852 nt
Organism: Psammomys obesus (fat sand rat)
Lineage: Eukaryota; Metazoa; Chordata; Mammalia; Rodentia; Muridae
Gene: Msrb1
Product: methionine sulfoxide reductase B1
Exons: 5
Molecular function (GO): peptide-methionine (R)-S-oxide reductase activity
Source: RefSeq, a predicted model, not a curated record